AUGGCGAAGAUGGUGAGAAGAACGUGUGCGUUUUGUUCAGAAGGGGAGGCUGGUUCUGUAAUGUAUAUUGCCAAAGAGCGAAAUAUUGCAGCUCAUCAGGAUUGUCUGUUAUUUUCCUCAGGAUUUGUGGAAUCUGAAGAGUAUAACCCAGAUAAUCUGGAUAUAAGGUUUGAUGUGGCAUCAGUGUUGAAAGAACUCAAGAGAGGAAAGCGGCUGAUGUGCAACUUCUGUCGAAAGAAAGGAGCCACUGUGGGAUGUGAGGAAAGAGCCUGUCGCAGAAGUUAUCACUAUUUCUGUGCGCUCUGUGAUGAUGCAGCAAUAGAAACGGAUGAAGUAAAUGGAGUCUACCGAGUGUUCUGCCCAAAACAUGACCCAGGCAAUAGGACCAAUCACUAUGGUGCAGCUAAUAAGAGGAGAAGACAUGCACUGAAAUCUUCCACCAUCACGGAACAAAUGACCACAGAAGAGACAGUGGAAGAAAACAGUUUACGAAUACUAAAAAGAAAAAACAACAGGCAUAAAGGUGCGACUCACUUUAUAGAACAGCUAGAUACUGUGAUCUGUCAUGUUGAAGUUCAGAGCUUGGAGACGGUUGAUAGCAGUGCCGCUGCAAAC
Molecule: messenger RNA, 615 nt
Organism: Cariama cristata (Red-legged seriema)
Lineage: Eukaryota; Metazoa; Chordata; Aves; Cariamiformes; Cariamidae
Product: PHD finger protein 11-like
Exons: 6
Cellular component (GO): nucleus
Molecular function (GO): histone deacetylase binding; histone binding
Source: RefSeq, a predicted model, not a curated record